CAGGUUGGCAGCCGCUACAGGCUGGUCAAGGUGCUGGGGUAUGGCAGCUACAGCGCGGUGUGCCUGGCCGUCGACGAGGCCACAGGGGAGAAGGUGGCCCUCAAGCGCGUGGCAGACGUGCUUCAGUCGCCCGAGCACACCAAGCGCGUGCUGCGCGAGAUUUGCAUCCUGCGCCGCCUGCGUCACCCCAACCUGAUCGGCAUCCGCGACGCGUUUGUGCGCCCCUCGGCCACCGGUCACGUAGAUGUGUACAUCGCCAUGGAGCUGGCAGACGGCGGCGACCUGUUCCACCUGCGCGGCCAGAUGUCCAGCGAGGAGGUGCGAUCGCUGAUGUGGCAGCUCAUCGUCACCAUCAAGUACCUACACUCUAUCCACGUCUGGCACCGAGACAUGAAGUCCCAGAACGUGUUUCUGGUGUGGGAGGGCGGGGAGCGCGUGAUCAAGGUGGGCCGCGGCAGCAAGGCCGGGUUUAAGGCGCCGCUGACGCGCGUCGUCGCCACCCCCUGCUACCGCGCUCCCGAGGUGGUCAUGUCCCGUGGCGGCUACACCGCCUCCAUCGACAUGUGGAGCCUGGGCUGCAUCUUCGGAGAGCUGCUGCAGCGCAUCGCGCACCCUCCUGGGAUCGCCUGCUGGCCCGCCACCCCCCUGCAGGCGCUGUUUGCCGUGAUCGGCACGCCAUGCUGGGCCGACGUGGCGGCGGUGCAGGAGCCGAGCUGGCGCCGCUACCUGCACCACCUGCCCGGCCGCGCGCCCACGCUAUACCGCAGGUUUGCGGCGGCGGGCGAAGCGGCUGUGGACCUGCUGUCCCGCCUGCUGGCCUUCGACCCCACCCGGCGCUGCAGCCCCGACGAGGCGCUUGCGCACGAGUACUUUGCU
Molecule: messenger RNA, 876 nt
Organism: Chlorella variabilis
Lineage: Eukaryota; Viridiplantae; Chlorophyta; Trebouxiophyceae; Chlorellales; Chlorellaceae
Exons: 9
Biological process (GO): intracellular signal transduction; protein phosphorylation
Cellular component (GO): cytoplasm; nucleus
Molecular function (GO): ATP binding; MAP kinase activity
Source: RefSeq, a predicted model, not a curated record